CACAACAACAACAACGCACACACACGCGGCUGGCAUUUACACAAAAAAAGAGACAAAAACGACGGAGUAGAAGAAUUUUUUUGCAUCAUUUCGUUGAAGAAAAACAAGAAGCUCGUGUUACUGGAAUUGGAAUUAUUUAGUUUUUCACAAAAAUAUAUUUAAAUACUAUUUAAACAAAUAUGCCUAAACCCAGAGGUGGACAACGUCCAAAUUACAACAGUGGCCAAGGUGGUGGUUCACGAUUUUCAGCCUUAAAUGACUACCAAAAUGGUGGGAUACAUUAUCACGAUGAUCGCUCUAACGAUGGCCGUAAAAAGGAACGCAACACCACACGUCGUGUCAGCUUCAAGCCAUCGGCCUUGCAGAGUAAGGGCGGCAUAAAAGGUCGCGUCAAUGAAUUGGCAUUGCGUUCCCGUUUGGAGGACGAUGAGGACAUGGAUGGUUUGGUCACCAACUUAAAUUCACUUUCUGUGUUGCAGUAUGAGGAUCGUUCACAGGGCCCAAGGCGUAAAGGCUCGCCAGUUCCCAAGGGGAAAUUUGGCAAAGGACGUAAAUUAUCUAUAAGUCAAUUUGGCUGGUAUCAAGUGACGAUCCACUGCGGUCAACGCUAUGCCAAAGAUGAUCUCAUACGUGCCCUACUCCACAACCUUACUCCCGAUGUUUUCUUGCCACUAUUUUGGCGUACCGAAAAGAAUUGUGUCGUCUUUUUCGUUGACGACUAUGCCAUGGCUUCACGUCUCAUGCAACUCGAUCGUAGCGUACAAAUGUCCGAUGGCUGCCGUCUGGCCAUACGGGUGCGGGAGAGUUGUCCCAUGGUACCGGUCGAUGAAGAAUUCAAAGAGAAAAUGAAAAUAGUUAUGGCCAAACGUUAUAACCCGAAUACCAAAGCAUUGGAUCUAUCCAAAUUCCAUGCCGAUCCAGAUUUUCGCCAAACGUUUGUGGGCCUGCAUCGUACGGCGGUAAUGUCGGCUGCCUUGGAUAUUAUACAAAAGAACAUACCCGAUUUGCAGGCUCUAAAUUUGAAUGACAACGAUUUGAGUACAAUGGAAAGUUUUCGAAAUAUUGAGACUAGGUUGCCGCAUUUGAAGAUACUCUAUUUGGGUGGCAAUAGUAUACCCUCUUUGGCCACAUUACUGGUGUUCCGUAAUGCGCCCAUUAUCGAGUUGGUCCUGAAGAAUAACCCCUUGCGUCAACGCUAUAAAGACCAUUCGCUCUAUGUCAGCGAAGUAAGACGCAAAUUCCCCAAAUUAGUUAAAUUGGACGGCGAUGACUUGGAACCCCAAAUUCUAUUCGAUGUCAAUGACAGUUCCGUAAUGCCCAAGGCGCAGGCUUCAUUUUUAUGCGAUGCCUCCGGUGCGGAUAUUAUACGCCAAUUUUUGGAACAAUAUUUCAUUAUAUUCGAUUCGGAUAAUCGUCAACCGCUGCUGGAUGCAUAUCAUGAACAGGCUAUGAUGUCCAUCUCUGUACCACCGGCCAGCCAGGCAGGCCGUCUGACUUCAUUUUGGAAAUACAAUCGUAAUUUCCGACGCAUUGUCAACAAUGAAGAUGUCUCGAAAUUGCGUCAAUUGAAGGUGGGACGAUUGCAGGUGGUUUCAACACUGGCCGAAUGGCCUAAGACACAGCAUGAUCCGCAAUCGUUUUCCGUCGAUUUGACACUGUUUACGCCCAAACUCAUAUCUUUCACCGUGGCCGGUCUCUUCAAAGAGUUUGAAUCAUCGACCUCGACCACAGGCGAAAUUCGCUAUUUCCAAAGACAAUUUGUGAUUGUACCCGCUGGCGGUGGUUUUUGUAUACGCAAUGAAAUGAUUUUGGUGACAAGUGCCACAGGACAACAGGCCCGUACCUUCCUCAAGCCACCAGUUAUAACAGAACCAGCAGCUGGUCCUGCCACAAGUUUACCGCCCACAGCUGCAGGCAGUCUGCAAAGUCGUUUACAAAUGCAACAACCAUCGACCUCUGCUGCCGCCGGUUUAAUGCCCCAGCCCACACAACCCACCCAACCAGACGAUGCAACAAAAAUGCAAAUGGUCCAGGCUAUGUGCAGCCAAAGCAACAUGAAUAUCGAAUGGAGCAGAAAGUGUCUAGAAGAGACCAAUUGGGACUAUAAUCAUGCAGCUUUUGUCUUUGAUAAAUUACACAAGGAGGGUAAAAUACCUCCUGAAGCUUUUGUAAAAUAAAAACUCCUAGUUAUUUAGCUAAACAAACACAUUCUUUUGACUUUGCAACAAGUGCUUGCAAACGACCAUGUGAACUCUAGCAUGGACUUGCUUUUGUUUGACGGAUUUACCUUCUUCUGAUUUGUCUAGAAUCCGGUUAAUUUUAAGAUUCUACUUUUGCUAUUCAAUAAAUAACAAGAAUAUACAAAACUUUGUAUGGACUUUGUAUAAAAACAGAGAUUUUUUGCAAUAAUUUUUGUAAAGCUGUCUAAUUUAAUAAUUACAUAAUACUAAUUAUCGUUGACUCAGUUUUUUUAUAAAUCAAAAAAAAAAAAAUACUAAAAUAAAUUCCCCAAUUCAUGCUGCAGUAAAAAAAAUUGAAAAAAAAAUAUUUAUUAAUUUUUUUUAUGUUUUAGUAAAAUAAAUUAUAAUAAAUAACAAGUUACACCCCACUUAAGAAUAUGAUAUCAAACGCUAGAAAUUUGAUUUUCGAAUAACAUUAUGCAACAUAUUUUGUAUCUCCUCUCAAUGAUGGGUCACACCCCCCCAUAACUGAUUAUUUAAAAAAAAAGAAUUUAAUGAAUGGUCUAUGUAAAUAUUUUUCACAAUUUUGUUUUUCUUUUUAAUUUUAUAAUCUCUCCAACACACACUCUCUCUCUCUCUCUCUCAGUAGUAAUAUAAUCUAUAACUGUGUAAGACAAUUUCAUAUAAAUCAAAAGAAAAAAAUGUUAACGAUUUAUAUAAGAAAAAAAAUAUAAAAAUUAUAAACAAAAAAUAAAUAAAACCAUAAAUUGUAUGACCUUUAAGCGUAAA
Messenger RNA from Musca domestica (house fly), 2969 nucleotides. It is a transcript of the gene sbr, whose product is annotated as nuclear RNA export factor 1. Gene Ontology annotation, molecular function: protein binding; RNA binding. NCBI's taxonomy places the organism in Eukaryota, Metazoa, Arthropoda, Insecta, Diptera, Muscidae. The transcript has 10 exons. The record is from RefSeq and is a predicted model, not a curated record. Bases 180 to 2177 code for a protein of 665 amino acids. Gene Ontology annotation, biological process: poly(A)+ mRNA export from nucleus. Gene Ontology annotation, cellular component: cytoplasm; nucleus.